Molecule: messenger RNA, 1662 nt
Organism: Colletotrichum karsti
Lineage: Eukaryota; Fungi; Ascomycota; Sordariomycetes; Glomerellales; Glomerellaceae
Product: major facilitator superfamily transporter
Exons: 4
Coding region: 1-1662 (553 amino acids)
Biological process (GO): transmembrane transport
Molecular function (GO): transmembrane transporter activity
Source: RefSeq, a predicted model, not a curated record
AUGUCGGAGAAACGAAACUCUGCUAGAGGUGACACGGACAGGGACAUGGGCGCGGCGUCGACGGCAGCGGUCGGGCCCGGUGAGGCGGCGGCGGCGGAAGCUUUCAGCCCGCAGGAGUCAAGCCUGAACUCUCCCGAGCGACAUGUCUUCGAGAAGGACCAGAAGGGAAGGAUACCGGACGGAGAUGGGACGAGAUCGCCGACGCCAUCUCCGUCGAGUUCGGAUUGCGAAUCGCAGAAUGGGAAGGCGCGAACUGGGAUCCGGGAGUUGGCGGUCAGCGUUGCUACUUUAACGCCGAAAAGGCUUCGAUACAACCCGACGAAACCACCUCAGUUUUCUCUCGCGCAUAACUUUCUGUAUGCGGUGACUGCCACUUUCACUGUCGCCAAUCUCUACUACAAUCAACCCGUUCUCAACAAGAUCGCAGAGACGUUCGAUGUCAGCUUCGAGCGCGCGUCGUCAGUCGCGACGCUGAUGCAGGCUGGAUAUGCCGCGGGCCUGCUCUUCAUCUGCCCGCUGGGCGACAUGGUACGGCGGCGGCCCUUCAUCUUGGUCCUCAUUUGGGCAACGGCGAUGCUGUGGCUCGGACUUUGCGUAACGAACUCCUUCGUCGCAUUCUCUGCACUCUCUUUUCUCGUGGGCGUCUCGACCGUCACGCCGCAGCUCAUGCUCCCGCUCGUCGCCGACAUGGCCCCGGCCAACCGCAAAGCAAGCUCGCUCUCCAUCGUCACGUCCGGUCUGAUGCUCGGGAUGCUCAUCGCGCGACUGUUGUCCGGCAUCGUGGCCGACUACACCUCGUGGCGCAACAUCUACUGGUUCGCGUUCGGGACGCAGUACCUGUUGUUGAUCCUCCUCUUCUUCGUCAUGCCGGACUACCCUUCGACCAAUCCGGACGGGCUGAACUACUUCAAGGCGUUAUGGACGAUCGUGACCAUGUUUUUCAGCGAGCCGAUCCUGGUGCAUGCGUGCUUGGUGGGCUUCUGCAUCAGCUCCAUCUUCACGUCCUUCUGGACAACCUUGACGUUCCUACUGGCCUCGCCGCCGUACGAGUUCUCCUCGCUGACGAUUGGUCUCUUUUCGCUGAUUGGCAUUGCGGCGAUCUGCGGGGGACCGGUGUAUGGGCGGUUCAUCAUGGACCGAUACGUCCCGUUCAUGUCGUCUGUGCUGGGACAGACUGUAAUCCUGAUCGGGUGUCUCGUUGGCGCCUUCACCAGCACGAUCACGGUGGCGGGGCCGGUGAUCCAGGCCAUCUGCAUUGAUAUCGGAAUCCAGACGGCGCAGACGGCGAACCGGACGGCUAUCUACACAAUCAACGCCAAGGCGAGGAACAGGGUCAAUACGGCGUACAUGGUGUCGGUGUUCUGUGGGCAGUUGACGGGCACAGCGGUGGGAAACAGGCUGUAUGCGCAGGGCGGGUGGAAGUAUAGCGGAGGCGCGACCAUCGGUUUCAUCGGGCUAUCGUUGCUGGUCACCCUUUCCAAAGGCCCGAGAGAGAAGGGGUGGAUCGGAUGGAGCGGUGGGUGGCAGCUUCGCAAAGCUGGGGUCGAGGCCCCAAAACCGAAGCCAGUCUCGCCCGAGGACGGCCAAGGGGCGGAGAAAGUUGUUGGGGACGAGAAAGAUGCGGCGGUAACCGGGGCGGACGGUGAAGAUAACCGGAGAUGA